Molecule: messenger RNA, 2406 nt
Organism: Symbiodinium sp. CCMP2592
Lineage: Eukaryota; Dinophyceae; Suessiales; Symbiodiniaceae
Source: the annotation of a GenBank genome assembly
AUGGCAUGGCCUGGUGAGGAUGCGGACCACGAGCUCCGCCAAGCUUGCGAGUCUGGCGGUGUCCGCUUUGCCCGUGACUGGCAGGAAUUGCCUGUGCAAGCUGAACCCGAGGAACCCGUCGUACCGGCUGAGCCGCAAGAGUUGGUUCUGUUGUGUUGCGAGCGCUACAUCGACAUCAACAUUGCAGCUGCCAGCCGGCGCAUGACAUGGGCUCCCGUUGAGCGGUUUGAAAGCGGUCGCAAUGGUUGUCGUGUUCAUUCCGGCUGGUUGGGUAAUUGGGUGUGUAACACUUGUGGUCGUACCUUCACACAAGACGAUGACUGCUUGGCGGCAUUGCUUGCCAUGUUGAAAACCGCGGUUAUUUUGCAGGUCGUCGAUGCAUGGACGCAUGCGAUCCCUUGGUUUGCAGCUGCGUGUGCGUAUUUGCGUGACCAGACUUGUGAGCUUACCUUUGUGGCGCAGGCGUACGCAGAGCUUUUGCAAAUUUCAUACCAGCAGGAUCCUGCCCUGGUACAAACGUUCAGUCAGAGCAGCGACGCCGCGGCUGCGCAACAUCUCACAGUGCUGUCUACGGAGUCGUCAGAUUGUGAUGUUUCUCUGUCCGUUGUGGUGCCGGGAGUUGUCGACGCACGGGGCUUGCAGUUCCUUCAGGAUAUCGGCGUUGAAACUGCUUCUGAUCUAGCGAAUUUAUGGACGUCCGAAUAUCAAAUUCUGGAGGCCGCCAGUGUGCAAGAGAGAAUACGGCUGGAAAACCUGCCGCUGCUACAUUGGUGCAUGCUCCGAAAGUUCCGCAUUAAGCCAGCAGUCGUGGCGAACCCACUGCAAGUAGCUGACAAGCGGGCUCAGCUCCUUGACCUUAUGUUCGAGCUCGCAUUGGCGCCAGGCUCUGAGAACAUUGUCUCUGGGAAGGAUUUAGUGGCAUAUCAGCUUGAAGCGAAACCCAUCUUUGAGAGGAAGUUGCAAACAGUGCAAACUGAUGCACUGGAUGCCCACAAGCGUGCCCUGAAGCGCUGGAUCGCAUACCAUGCUCAGCAUUGCCCCGCGGAGAUGCCGUAUUGGCGUCCUGAAGCCAUGCACUUGUCUGCCUUUCUCCAGCAUGUCAGUUCAGGGGGUCCCACAGCAGCAGCUGGAGUGUACAUGUCCCUAAAGUGGCUGAGAGGGAAAAUAGGAUUGCCGUUGCCCGUGCAGGACGCCUUGGUCCAGCAAUGGUCCAUUGUGGACCUGAACCAUUGCUGCAAGCCGCAGCUGCCUUUACCAGUGAAGGCGUUUGUUGCCUUGCUCAGGGCAGCUCCGGCCCUGAAGGGCCGUCUGAAGUCAGCAGCGGCCUGGACGUUUUUGCUCCUGGCUGCAUGCUUGCGAUUCAAACAUGUGCAGCGCUCUUAUGAUCUGGUCAUAGAUGGUCAGUUGCUCAGAGGCACAUGUUUCAAAGGGAAGCGCCGUGUGGGUCAUGUUAGGCCGCCUUUCAGGUGGGCUUUGCCUGCUAGGAUAGCGGGGUUUGACCUCGGACAGCAGCUCCUGGUUGAUUGGAACGAGCGUCUGCGAGAGGAGCCAGGUGCUAGAUACAUCAUUCCUGAUCUGGACUUUGGGUUGCGCCAUCCCCUGCAGCCGUCUACAUGUACGAAACCGGGACAAAUGAGCAUUGCUAAGUUCGCUACGAUGGCUCAGGCAUUGCUGCAAGCUGUGUGCCCGCAGCUGGUGGAAGGUGUGCAAAUAACCUCGUACUCCUUUCGACGCUUCCUGCCCACAGCAGCUGAUUCGCUCCUGUUACCGGGAGAUCUAAGGGAUGCCAUCGGAGGGUGGACCGAGAAACCAAGCACUGCUUCGGAGGCUGUUGGCAAGCGUAAACAGCCGGCGGCGCAUGCUAUGGCAGUCCGUUAUGCCCAUGAUAAUGCAGCGUCGGCAGGGCAUGUCAAGCGCCAGGUUAUUGUCGCUUUGCUCAUGGCUUGCCGGAACAUGCCUAAAUCCCAUUCCCCGGACUGGUCUUCGUUGAAUCAGUAUGCGCCUGAAUGGUCCGAGGUUGAAGCAGCUUGCCAGCUGAGUGAGCCCAACGAAGUUGUACCUCAUGCUGUUUCGAGCCCCAAAGACCGUAGCCCCAGUCGGGAGGACAUGGAUUCAAAGCAAUCGUCAUCUUCGUCUUCUUCUGACACUGACACAGACGGUGAACAAUUGCAGGAGGUGACCGACUCUUGGUUUCGCCAGCGGAUUGGGGGCCUCGCACACUUAGUGCAAGGGUCCGAAAAUGGCCGGUUCAUACCUUGGUGUCGUGAUCUGGCAUUCGAUGCCCCGCAUGCCGAAAGGGGGCAGGGGCUAGAAGAUGCGGAAACGAUUUGUAAGAAGUGCAUGGCCAGAGCGCCGCUGGCCUCCCGUCAGGCGUUGCGAAGGCUCUGUGAUGGAGGCCUACCUUAG